This is a messenger RNA of Mollisia scopiformis, 1208 nucleotides long. RefSeq lists its product as uncharacterized. The record is from RefSeq and is a predicted model, not a curated record. The transcript is spliced from 8 exons. Lineage: Eukaryota; Fungi; Ascomycota; Leotiomycetes; Helotiales; Mollisiaceae. Bases 1 to 1203 code for a protein of 400 amino acids.
AUGUCUUCGAACUCGACGGCCUCCGCAAUCCCUUAUUGGGAGUCCCCAGAUUACAAAGGCGACAAAGUUCGAGAUCUCAAUGCAUCGCUGAUCGCAAUCACAACGGUGAUCGUUGGUCUCAGAUUGUAUACCAGAGGAUUCGUCUCUAAGACAUUUGGAGUCGAUGAUGUGCUGGCAUCCAUCGCUUUUGCUUUGAUCGUUACACAAUCUGCGCUUGACAUUCGGUCUGUCAACUAUGGCAGUGGCGCGCACAUUGAAUACGUCCCUCCUCACCUAGUGCCGCUAUUUUUCUCCGCACUAGUAAACAACACUCUGAUCUACUUCAUUGGCACUGGCUUGAUGCGAUUGUCAAUCGUGGCAUUCCUUCCUCGACUAGCGAAAGACUUGAGCUCUCCAUUGUUUUUGAAGCUAGUCUAUACAACUGGGUUUGUUAUUGUCUGCCAGACUUUGGUAUGCUUCUUCUAUCGCUUGACAGAAUGCCACCCUAUCAUAGAUAUUUGGAAAGUCCCGACAACUCCCGGCCUUAAAUGCGUGUCGGCACAGCAAGAGCAGAACAAUUUGAUAGCACAUCAGGCUAUUGGUAUCAUUGUUGAUUUUGCGCUCUUUGCAUUGCCAAUCUGGGUCAUCAAUAGCAAGAUGAUGAAGUCUGCGAAGAAAGUCCAAGUCAUUCUUGUCUUCUCUGUGGGUUUGUUUGUUGUGAUAACAGGAGUUGUACGCAUGGUCAUGUUGAAUACGUUGCUCUUCUUGGCAGACCCAACAUUUGCUAUGUCCACCAUUGGCCCAUGGACAGAUUUGGAAGGCCAUGCAGGACUUUGGGUCGCUUCCUUCCCUGCCUUACAACCUCUCAUUCGCACGAUGUCUUACAAACUCGGCCUUCGCAGCGCUCUUCAGAGCUACGGUCAGAGCAGCGGCGGAAAGAACAACAAGUCAGGAGCAAAGGUACCUGGCGGAUCCAACAAUUGGGCUAGCACAGUUCCACGCAAAAGUGGAUACGCAAAGAAUGGAAGCGGCAUUGAUCUUGACGAUGGGAGUGAGCGAGGAAUUGUAGCUGGUGAUAAAAGCGACACGGAAUUGGACAACCUCAGCGCAGACUCUACCCACAUCCACAAAAAAGUCGACUAUGAUGUUCGAGUAGAGGAAAUACCAAGAGGUGACUAUGACGAUCCUCGUCGCGUAACCAACAAAAGUUGGGUGGAUGUAUGAGGCGU